UGUUUCUGUCACACGUGUUAAAUAUCAUUUAUGUGAAAAGGCAGUUGGUUAAUUAGUCGUUUACGAUCUACUUAGACUGAGCGCUGUCAAAGCUGCGUGAAUUGCAUGGCAAGCACAUCGUCAUGAAAAGAUAUAUGCUGCUCGUUGUGUUUCUCCUGGCGUUUGUGGAAGUAGCGAAUAGUGUUGUAUACAGUUGGAUUCUUAGUGUAAAUCCUGUUGAUACGGACGAAGGGAAACAGAGCAACAGCCCUGACAACAACACUAAGGGAAACUCAACUGUGCAAGGAGUAAGUAGGGAGAUAAAAUGCCAACCCUGCAUAUGACAUGAAUCGCUCACCAAUAACCCAGUAGGAAAACAGGAUAAUUCUAACUAUAAUUGAAAUUUUUCCAACAGCACUGUAGAAAAGACAGACAGUGUGGCCAAGGAAAAUAUUGUCACAAGCACAACGGUUUAUGUCAUGCUUGCAAGCCAGUAGAAUCUGCGUGUCGUCGAAAUAACAUGUGCUGCAACGGAUUGGAGUGCGUAUUUGGGUUCUGCAGAAAAGCAGUUCCUCGGGGUACAGAGGGUGCAAGAUGCAGGAAAGAUCGCAAAUGCGAUUCCGGAUUAUGCUGCGUUAAAGUUCACGGGGAGCCAAUCUGCAGGCGUUUGCUUCAAGAGGGUGAAGACUGCUAUGUACCGGAAGGUGGUCUGGGUUACUCACUGAACCAAAAGUGCCCGUGUGCGGCGGGUUUGAUUUGCAAGAAACUGAAACAUCGGCAUCGCAAGAGGUAAGGGAAAGUUACUGUGACGUGACUGUAAUGAUAAAACAGCCGCACGACACUUCAUAACCGAGAUUUUUUAUGGGUUUGCACUGAACUCCCACACUGGUUGCAAUCAAAAGCUAUUUAAAGCAGAGCUGUACAAGAAUUUUAUUUUUAUUAUUCUUUUGUCUUCUCCUUUGUGUCUAAGAGUGUUUCACCUUAAAUUCCGUUUCCUUUUCUAAUAAUUUAUCAGUAACUGGAAUAGUUGCUCAACGUGCAUGAAUUGUGAAAUUGUUCCGUGCUCAUUUUGUCUCGUCUGUUGUUUAAUCGUAGAUUCGUUUCACGUCUCGAAAGGAAAAAGAGAGUUUGCCAAAGACUUUAGCCAGCAGAGGGUAACAUCUGAGAGGAGCGAUAGCCGCGGAAUGCUGCGGAUUACAGAAUUGGGAACAAUUGUGCCUAACUGUGCACACUAAAUGCAUUCCCACUGCAAUAGAGACCAAAACUACUGAAGUGCUAGAUAAAUAUAAUUAUGUAUAUAACAUAUUUCACACUCCAAGUGAUGGAAAGUAGAUAUGAAUGACACUAUAAAUUAUCAUGUACGUUUUCUUUCCUACUUAAUCCAAGGCUUAAUGAAGGCAACUUUAACACGAAACGGAGUAGCGAGCGAAGGAGCAAAGAUAUAUUUUUGUAGCGUUGAGCCAUCAAUAUGCAAAGCAAUAGUAAACAUUGUUGAAACUUUUGUUAGGCAUUACAAUGGUCUUUAGGUGUCAAAACCAAGACAUUUAUGAAUUUAAUGGACAUAAAACGUUAAGGGAAUAAACCAAGGAUAUUUCUUCUCAAAAUAAAAGAAAAAGCUCAAGGAAGAUGUACCCGUGUUCUUUUUUUUUGCAAGCAAGAACAGUGUUACGCUCUAUCAGUUCGUGUUGGUAAUACGACGCAAUUUACUCUUAUGAAAUACGUAACUAGACUUGAACAAUUAUGCAUUUUUAAGUUUGCUUGCUAAAAUCCAUCUAUCAAUAUUGAGUGUUCGUCUAGUAACGCAAUUGUAAAAGCUCACAGGCAGGCCAUGAAACCUCUAACCAACUGUUUUCUUUUCUUUUUUUUUUUGUUUUGUUUUCAAAUGCUUUUCGUUCCAAACGAAAACGACUUUUAAGAGAUGAUUACUUAAACUACUCGUUGAUCCCUCCCCGUGAUCAUUCGUCCACUGUAAUGAGUAAUUAGGUUAUUCAACAAACACAAAAGAAAAUUCCUUAACAGCAGAUACUGAAUGUGUAGAAAGACUAGUUAAUGCAUCUCUGACAGUGACAGCUUCAAAAUAGUGCUAAAGAAAUCAAGAAAGCUAGACAAUGCCUAUGACUCGAAAAAAUCAUAAAGCCUUAUCGCGUUUUGCAAGCGAACUGAUUUUGCCGGAGUAAUUUCGCACGGUUCUUGAGACUUUGUUGGACACUGGUGACGUUAAUUACCCUUGGUUUGUUGCCAAAACAUUGACAGAUAUUAUAGCAGCUGUCUUUCAAAUUUAGAAGACUCAGCUUUUAAGCAAACUAAAUACUUACAGGCACUUGACUUGUUUCUUUUUUUAUAGCAGCUUUUCACUGAUUGGGUUUUGGGUUAAAAAUUUCCGAUUUGUAAACCGUUUACAAACCAAAGUCAUGAAGUGAUCAUAAAUUUGUUUCUUUAUCUGACAGAUGUCCAGACAUUUGUUUAAUCCACACUUAAAAUUGGACGUGUUGUUUACAAGAGAACAUCCAAGUAGCCAUGUCGUCUCUGGACUUAGAGAAGAAAUCUAGCGCUGAAGCGAUAAUGCGCUUUUAGUGAAUCACGUUCACAUGUAUACUCUAUAUUUUAAAAGCAUGUUUUAUUAAAGACUUUUAAAACAACUCAGUGAACUUAUCUGGUGCUUUUUUUCCUCUCUCUAUCUCCAACCCUCUCUGCUCCUUCUUUCUUUCUGUCUUUACAUGUGAACAAUACAAGCCACUGAUCUACAACACAAAACACGUUUGUGUGUUUCUAGAAACUCCUCCACUUUAUCAAGGUGAAAGGUCUGUUAAAAAUAAAAAUAAAAAAAAAAUUAAAGUACUGAACAACUUGAAUGUAAAGUAAUCUCAUAAAAAUGAAAUUCCUUGGUGAAACAUUUUCCGUGAGCUUUUCUAAAGGCCUAAAGGCCAUCAAACCUCAGGAUGAAUGAAUGCUAAGACUGCAAUCUCUUGUAAUAAACUAAAAACAAGAUUAAGAAAAAGCUCAUCUCUGAUUGAAACGCAUAUAUUUAAGCGAGGCGACUGGUUCUGUUAGAAAUGACACCAUUGACGUAACCACGGACUACGAUUAUAUAAGAGUUAAGCAAGAUUCAACAAUUCUUUUUUAAAAGCAAAAAAAAAACAAAUGAAUUAAAAACAAAAACAUAAAACUCUCUAACAACAACUUUCCUUAUAGCAUGCUCCAGAAGCCUGAUACUACUGAAAUAAGUCCUACCUUUGGCUGGCCUCCCUAAAUCCGGGUUACUCUCUGUCUAAUAUCGUCUUUCCUCCCUUGGAGUGCGCAUUGGGCAAGGUACGAAAUCCACGUCUUGUCUAUUUUAGAACAUUAUUUUCGAAAGUCUUUCUCGAAAUAAGAGCACUUGAGUGUAAAUUAAGAAGAUGCCAGCUAUUUUUAUUUCGUUAGCUCGAGUCAUUCUGAUUAGCGUGGCUGACUUCCUUUCCAACAUAUAUCUAUUUUAACAAACAAUCAAUUGAUGGUUAACUUGAAAAUUCAAUUUCACAUUCAGAUAUGCUUUGUUUUGUUUUGGAAUAUCCACAAAUUGGAGUAACGUGUAUGUUAAAUUGACGGACGAACUUUUAAGGGAAAGAUCUCAAUAGCCUGAAAAUUACUUCCAAUAGGCUUAUAACAAAAGGAAAUGGCCACGUGCUGAGUAAGGUUCGCGUUCUUUCGCUAAGCACUUCCUUUUUCGCAUUUCCCUUUAAUCAUCGUCUUAGUUUCAGACUUGAACCUUUUCGCAACUUCAUCGUGGACCUCUUGGAGAUCUCAGCAGUAUGUCUGGCUAUCAAGUAAAACGUCACUGCUUGACAGCAAAAAAACAAAAGAAAAAACCUUGCGCAAUGUUUUCAAACACGAAUUAUCAUUUCAAAAAGAAAUAUGCAUGAAGAUUUCAUAACCUACUACUUUUCACAUCUCAUAACUGAGAUACCUCGCGCUCUCUCGUUGGUCGAUGGAUGUGUUAAGUUGAAUCGAUGAAAACACAAUUUAAGUUCUGAGUUUUGCGCAUAUCUUUGAAAAAUAAUUGAUUAAAGCAGUGAGAUCUUAUCUCGUGUUCAAAUUGUAUCAUCUGAACAGUCUGGAUUAGGGAAGUAGUGGGGGGGAAGGGGGUCUGAAUACUUCUAGAAAGCUACGCAAACUCCUCACUGCGUCUUACGUUUGCAUAAAUUUUUCGAAGUCUCAACUCCACCCCCUCUUCCCCACGCUAUAGAAUGAGGCUAUUUAGUUCAGAGGAAGUCCUCCAAUUCUCAAAAAUUUGACGAAAAUGGAAAGAACAAAAAUAUAUGAUUCAGAGAGCUCUAUCGAUACUUUUAUACCGCAGUUUCCUGUUCUGGAUCACACUACAAUGGUUGUUCUUCCAGGUGAAGUUAGAGAAUGACAAUAAAAUGAUUGCUUGACGAUAUAAAUUAGAUACAGAUGCAAGCCUAUGUGGCGUGUUGUGUUUCUACAUGCAAAAUUAUUCCCGGGAGACAAAUUAUCAUUGAGUCUGUAAGUGAUUUGAGAGCGACUCCAUUUGAAAAUACGUUGAGACCUGUUAAGCCCGUUUACACCCUAAUAUUAGUUUAGACAUUUUCCUUACUGUUCUUUACACAUUUCCAAUGAUACUAAGCUGAAGUGGGAAAGAUUUUGAAAGUUUACCUGCAGUUUUCUCUGAAAAUGAAAAGUUCAUUUAUCUUAGAACUUUCAUGGAGUGCCCGUUUAAGGCAGGUUUUUGGUCUAAAAGAGGCUAAAUUUAAGUAGCCUUCUCCGAGCCUGUUUCUUUGAGAUCAGUGGCUUAGGUUAAUUUUCUAUUGAAUUUUCUUUUCUCACUGAGUUAAUUGUUAAGGUAUUCAACGUCUUCUCUGAACAACAACACAGAAUGCAAAACAGAAUGAAAUUUCUAUGACAACUAACCUGAUUUGGUAUUUAAACUGGGUAAUUCAUCACCGUAAUGUCGUUACCUGUGGAAACGUAAAGAUACUAACUCGAUUAAUUGCAUCGAAAUCGAGUCGACCAAAAUCAAGUUAAAAAUCCUCUUGUUCAAAUUGAUGAAGACCAGAUUUUUUUCCAUGAGCUAAUUUGGUCACCGGGUUUAGGGUUAUGGUUACCGUUAAGGUUACUCAUUAACGAGUAUCUGUUGUUAAAUUUCAUUGAGCUUUAGGGAUUUUUGGACGAUAUUUUGUGCAUGUCAAAGGUAAAAUUACUGAAGUACGCAGUCUGGAAGAAAUUCUAUUGAAUAAAUGAUAUGAACUCGGCCAAUGUUAAAAACGUUUUGCAUCAAACGAGAAUGUUUAUUUGCAAAAAUGGACGUCAAUGUUUUUGUUGCCCACAUUUAUUGCCCGCUCAAUGAAAUAAUUCUUUGUAACUCGGAUUAUGAAUGAUGACGCAAAAAUGAUGUAAUAGUUUUAAUAAACUUUAAUUCAACAAGUUUAAAACUGACAUCUUUACUCAGUAGCCUCCAACUAAUCGAAGUUUUUUAAUGAGUCAUGGCAUUGAAAUUUGCUUCCAUACGUCCAGAUACUUCCUUAUUAAUAAUAGUAAUUGAACUGAGUGGAGUGCAAUUUGGGCUGAAAUCAUACGCGUGAUUUCAAAAUCGACCGAGCGCGCAGUGCGAGUUCAAUUUGAAAUCACAAGUAUGAUUUCAAACCAAAAUUGCACGACACGAGAUUCAAUUACCACUUUAUUACAUCCAUUUUGAAAUCGCCCAAAUACAGGAUUUGGUCAGUUCAAAUAUUUCAUUAAAUUCAUCCAUUUUUUUUUGGGGGGGGGGAGGGGGGGGAAAUAAGAGUUUUGGAAAUUUGUUUUUAGUGUAGCCUCCUCAUUGUCUGGAAAAAGAUGCGAUUUAAGGCGAAAAAUGGUGUGGUUCGUGAAUAAAUCGCACCAAUUAGAGCCAAUCAGAUUAAAGGGACCACCAGUGAUUUCAAAAUGGGUGUAAUAAAGAGAGAAAUCUUAACUAUCGUAAUUGGGGAGUGAAAAGGUUUGAAACGAAAAAUAAAAGAAACACUUUUCUAGGUUUCGCCGGCCUAUGUUGAUAGCGGGGUUAGAACUAAGAUUUUUUUCCCCACUGAAUCGUUCAGCCUGCAAUAUGAUAAAAUCAGUGUUCUUUUCGCGUGAAUCAUCCUACCAGAGACACACGGUGGGUUACCUCCCCUUAUUUCUUCGUGGGGAGAAGGCAGAUGAACCCAGGCAAGCCAAGAUCGCACUAAUCUCACAUUACUGUUGCUCUUCUUUGAGGGAAAACCAUCAAAGUUGUCCUCAUGGCUGGGAGUUGCGAGGUAACUCGUAGGUCAGAUAAUACAAUUCAGACGUUGAUGUGCUGAAAAAGAAUGUCAAAAGUCAGAAGCCAUGACCAAAUUCGCGCUAAAAGGAGAUCGAACCUGGAAGUACCCUUUCGUUUGUUUUAAGUAGUCGGUUUAUCAACUCGAACAAACCAAAAGUAAGGAGACACACCAUUUCAAUUUCAUGCAGGGUAUCCGCCGCUUUCGCCCCCUAUCGAGUUCGCCCCUUCGAGUUCGCCCCUACCUCAUACCGUGUUCGCCCCCACACUUUUCGAGUUCGACCCCAUCAAGUCGAGUUCGCCCCUUGAUUGAGGGAUAUCCAGAUGAAUGAAUGAAAUAAAGCUAAACGGGUACAAGUCUAACAACUUAAGCAAUGCUGUCGCGAUGAAAGCAUGGUUUGCAUCUUCUCAAGUCUGGUUGUUACGAUCAACACAUUUCGUGUUCGUUAGAUAAACCGUGUGGUUCUCUUUAUCACAAGUUCAGUGUAUACAGUUAUUUCUGGUAACACCAGAUCCCACACAGAGUAUUUAGUUGAUUCCGUCAACCCAGUUCCCAAGCAGGUUCCACGCAAUUGCCGAAAUUCAAAAUGGUCGUCGCUGACGUGACAUUUGGCACAUUCUGCUAGUGCCUUCGUCACAAAUCAACUCAUCUGGAUAUCACUCAAUCAAGGGGCGAACUCGACUUGAUGGGGUCGAACUCGAAAAGUGUGGGGGCGAACACGGCAUAAGGUAGGGGCGAACUCGAAGGGGCGAACUCGAUAGGGGGCGAACGCGGUGCAAUUCCCAUGCAGACAUUAUGCGAUUUAUUAAUUCAUACAUCUAUGUAUUUAUUCAUUUGUCUGUAUCUUUUUUGUUUUUGUUUUUUUGUUUAUUUAUUUCCACGCUUUCUUUCCUCUUCCUAUUAAACCAGGGCUUAAUUUGACAUCCUCGUUUUAGACAUGGGCACGCUUUAUUCCCUCCUAAAUGACGGGGCUAUCAGUGGAGUCCUGGAGCCAAACCCCGGUCAGUAACGCCUGACUGAAAAUUCCCCUUGAGGUAAAGGAAGGUUCUUUUGCAUGUUAGCGUGGCGGGUGACCCAAAUUGUCUCAAGAUCGUCACGUAUAGUCUUCUUGAGAGGGAACAAACAUCAUUUCGUUUUGAAGCGUUUUCUCACCACGACACCGUUCAUUAUGUCGUCAGAAAAUGGAAUCGGGGGUUCGCCUGCCGAAGAGAAGGUCACAUUGGGGUAUAAGGAAAUUAUAUUGCAUCAGAUAUUUUAAAUUUCGCUUAAUGGACAACCCUCAUUUUUUAAACAUUAUAUUGGUCUACAGACCCGAUGGCCAGCCUUUGUCGAAGAAAGCCUUGAAAAAGAUGGAGAAGGAGAAAGAAAAAGAGAAGAAGAAGGCGGAAAGAGAAGCCAAACAGGUCGGAAAAAGCUUCUAAGAAUAAAAUUAAACUCAAUUUAAGACGACGCAGCCAGCCUCUAGGUCUAUCAAUGGAAAUUUUUUAUAUAAAAAUACCUUACGAGACCUAAGGCUUUGAUUUAAACCGGAAUUAACUUUUUUUUGUGAAGCUCGUUUUAUCUAAACUACAAUUUUUUUUAUUUGUAUCCAUUGCUCAUUUACAUGUACUCUCAUUUUAUAUAAUCAGGUCAGUAAACAGCUGUACCAGUAGAAAAGUACUUAAUCUGCAUUUUAGAUGAGAUUCAUUCAUUAGUGUCUUUCAUCAACUUGUUACAUAUCUUGAUAGAAUUUUAGUCAUUUAAAGACUGGAAAGGGAAAGCUCUCUUUUUUUGGAAGAUUUCUUAACCUGAUAGCUCUUUCAACCCUGAUGAAUUGUCUAUUUUUAUGUGGCUUUAGAGAACCACUGUUUCCUUAUCACCAGUACUGGAAUGUAAUUCUUAACUUCUAUCUUUUUUUCCCUUCACAGGCUGCUGAGGCAGAGGCUAAAGAUGCUGAGGUAGGAUUUGUUGUGAGUGUGUAGCAUCAAUGCAUAAGUUGUAAGAGACUGCUUUUAGUACAUGUAGAGGAUGUUUUAAUCCAUGCACUAAAAAAACUCUUUGUAGCUUAACUGAAAUGAUUGUGUAAAUCAUUUUGAGUUAGAGGUUAACCCUUAGUCUCUGUUUCAGUGACAAAAAAAAUUACAGAUGUUUCAUUGCUAAAUACAUUUUUUUCAUUUUCUCAUGUAGGACUAUGCAAAGGAUCGCUAUGCUGUCCUUCCAAUGGCCCAAUCUCGAGAGAAAACAUGUAAGCAUUUCUCAAAGAGCUUGAGAUAAUACUUUUUGCACCUGCAGUAGCUUGAUGAAAUUUAUCUAUUAGGGAGUAUUUCUAAUACCACCUCACUCAAAUGAGGCAAAAGAGGUUAAGUCUGUGAAUAUGAAAGCAAUCUUCACAGUAAUGAAUACUACUCAACCAGUAUUGAAAAUAAGGCCUAAAAAAAAUUCAGGCUUGUACAGGAUUUGAACCCAUGAUCUUUGUGAUACCAGUGCAGCACUCUACCAACUGAGAUAACGAGCCAACUGGGAACUGGUCAUUAUGUUGGUUCAUAAUGAGCUUGUGAAUUGAUAAAUCAAUGACUGUGAAUAUAUGGAAAUCUUUUAUGUGAACUUUGGUUUUUAAGAAAUGAAUAUGAAAGCCAUAUACACAGUAAUGAACACUACUUAAACAGUACUGAAAGUAAAGAGGUUAAGAGGCUAAUAAUAAGAGGUUAAGUCUGUAUUCAAGAUUCAAGUCAUGUGGCUCUGCCAGUCCAUCACAGAAACUCCCCUCCCCUCCCCCCAUUUGGUACUGAGAAUUUUCCUCAAGUAUCCCUGAAAGUUUGCUGGUACAUUCUAUACCCCUGGGUGGAGAGGGCCUAGUGAGUUUAAAGUGUCUUCCCUAGGAAAACAGACUCACAGCCAUAGGUCCCUUAGAGUUCCCAGGGUUUAACUAUUUCUUUUGUAUUCUUUGGGUGUUUACAAAGUUUAUUUUUUCAGGAUUUUUUAGAAACUAGGACUAUAUAAUUUGAAUGCUUCUUCAUCAUAAUGUUUAAUAUGUUAUGUUUUGUUGUCUUAUGUAGCCAAAGUCUGGACUAAAGUGAAAGAUCUGACCUCUGAGGCUGUUGGUAAAAGAGUUUUAGUGAGGGCACGCCUUCACACCACAAGAGGAACAGGUAGUACACUUUCUUGUUUGUUUUUUUGUUUGAAAUGUUAAAUAUUGAUAUAUGAUUGUGGUUUAUUGGUGUCUAGAGUAAUUUUGAAUAGUGCUAUUUUGAAGUGGUUCUUGCUGAAUGUUUUGAAGUGAAAUUAAAAAUUUGCAAUUAGAUAUUUUUGUCAUCAAUAUUUCAACAUUUUGUGUCUCAAAAGGUAAGCAGUGCUUCAUGAUUUUACGCGACCGCCAGUACACUGUGCAAGGAAUCUGUGCUGUGAAUGAUGUCAUCAGUAAAGGAAUGGUUAAGUUUGCGACAGGGUAGGUUAAAUAACCUCUACACCCUAACAUCAGUAUGAAUAUUCUCAUUACUGUUCUCCUUACAAUGCCAAUGGUAUUGAUGAGGAGAAUUUGUAAUCCAGAGCCCAGUUGUUCGAAGGCCGAUUAGUGCUAACCCAGGGUUAAAUUUUAAUCUGCGUUUCUUUAUUCCUUUACUCAAAAGCCUUUUUGGGAAAAUUUUCAGUGUCCUUUUUAAAGCAUCAAGUAGUCAUACUCUAAACAAAAAGAAUUCGACUGAAUUUUCUUGUAAAGCUUUUAGAUCUGAAAUCGGAUUUCACACUAACCCUGGGUUAUCUUAACCCAGCUUUGAACAACCCAGCCCAGAGCUUUUUUAGUCGGUGAUUGUUUCCUUUAUUUUGAUGACCUUUAUGUGUGAUUCAGGGGUGAUAUUGAAAGGAGAAACUAGAUGCUUGUCACUCAUAUUGUUUAAAGGAUUAACUUAAAAUUGAAGUCAACUCCAAUCUUGGGGACACAGUGUUCUUUCAGACAACCAGCCUAUUGCCAGUGAAGAUUCUUACCAUUACCCAUACUUAACUGUGUCCCAAAAGAUGGGAACUGUAACAACAGCUGAUGGAAACCUGUUGCUGGAAUCUGUUAUGAGCAGAUUUAAUUUCUGUCUUAUUUUGAUUAUAUUUUAUUAUAGGAUAAACAAAGAGUCUAUUGUUGAUGUUGAAGGAGAAGUGAAAUCUGCUGCUCAGAAAGUUCAGAGCUGUUCUCAAGAAGAUGUGGAGAUCUUUGUUGAUAAGGUUAAUUUUCAACUUAGUUGAAAUAUGUGGAAACUGCUCACUCAAGACAUUGAAUUUUUUCUCAUCACUGUUAAAUACAGAGAUCUAUGUUGAACUGAGACAGAAACAUCAAUUAAAAUUUAUUUCUAUUAGUAUUUGUGGAGUAUUUUUACUUGUUUUGUGUCUGCAGAUUUUUGUUGUAAGUUUGGCUGAGCCAAGACUACCCCUGCAGAUUGACGAUGCCUCACGCCCUGAAACUGAUGAGGUAGGACAUUAUUUAAUAUAGUAUAAAAUGUAUAUGUUGGAUGAUAACAAAAUCAUGACAGAACUGAUAACUUAUAUCAGCAAAAACUCAAAGUCUAUUUUAUAAGUUGCUAAAAUUAAAAGUAGUCCAUUGGAUUAAGCAUUUUUUUUCCUUUAAUUUUUAUUCAGGAACAAGCUCAUGUGAAUCAAGACACCAAGCUGGAUAACAGAAUCAUUGACCUCAGGGUACACUUUGCCAUGCUAUUAGUAUAGGUAAUAACAUGAUUUUGAGUGCUAUUUGAUGUAAAUGAGCAUUUAUUUAAUAAAUUUUUCGAAGACAACAGAAUUGCACAAGCUGGUAGGGCAAGUGCAAUUUGUAGUCUUUGGAAAAUUUACAAGUGCUUAUUUACACCAAAUUUCAUGAUAAAUCAUGUUGUUACUUGUUAAUAAUUUACAUUAAAAAGCAUCACAUUAGGUAAAGACAGAAACAAUUUUGACUGUGCAUGCAGGCCCUUUUGUAAUUUGCACAUGUGUUUCAUGAAAAGCACUCAUUUUCAGCCACUUAGAUGUGCAUAAUUUUGUCAUGAUGUAUUAACCUCUUGAAUCCUUUUCCUUGUAAUAUCACCCCUCAAUCAAACAUUAAGUUCACAAGAAUAGCAGAAAUAAUCACCAAUCAAAAGAGGUUUAAUUUGCUUAACAAAUUCCCCUUGUCAGCACCUUAGGAAUUGUAAAGAGAACAGUAUGGAGAAUAUGCAUACUGAUGUUAGGAUGUAAAGGUUAAGAAGAGUAGAGAUGGGGCAAGGUUUGAAGACCUGCCUCUUACCAUUGUGGCCUGCUCAUUCUUCUUUUUUUCUUUUUUUCAAGUUUGCACUUUGGGCUUUUAUAUUUGUGCUAAAACUAAUAUGCUGUCAGUGUUACUCCCUGUUCCAACCUCUCCCUGUUUUAAGGGUGUCAUUACAAUUGCUUCCUUGUCUGACAUGUGAUUUGUUUACAGACUGUUCCAAACCAAGCCAUUUUCAGUAUUCAAGCUGGUGUGUGCCAUUUAUUUAGAGAGUUCCUCGUGUCUCAAGGAUUUCAUGAAAUUCAUACUCCUAAGAUAAUUUCAGGUUGGAUUGGAUUAGACAUAUUGUUGGUCAUUUGCAAUAGAUUAUGAUUUCUGUACUUUAAGUGAUGUCCUAUUGAAAGUAGACAGAUGGAUGUUUACUUUUCUCUUAAUCUUCUACAAUUUUGUUGUUUAGAGGGAUUAAUAGCUGUGCAACUUCGUACACAGUAUUACUGGACUGCAAUAAUUGGCUCUGCUGUUGUUGUUGAUAAUAUUUGCAUGUGAUCAUUUUUAAUGUGGAUUUUCUUAUCCUUUAUAGCUGCAAGCGAGGGAGGUGCAAAUGUGUUUGAAGUUACUUAUUUCAAAGGUAAGUUUUCAAUCUCACAUACUUUAUAUUUGGUUGUUUAGCAGGAAAUGAGAGAGGUUUGUCUUAAAAAAAGGACAGUCAGAAUUUACAGUAAUCACAGUCUAGAAUUUUGAAAGUAGUUUGCAAAAAAAAAAGACUGUUUAAGAGCAGAGGUUUUACUUGUCUGUGAUGGUUGCCAACCUGUUUUUCAAAAUCCAAUCCUAUGUGGUGGUUGCAAAAUGCAUCCUUAUUUGAUUGGUCCACCAUUCCCUAGAAUGUAUCCAUUUUGUUUGUAUUUGGAGUAAAAUUUAUUGUUUUUAUUGAAAAUAGGAAAGGCAUAUCUGGCCCAGUCCCCUCAGCUUUACAAGCAGAUGGUACUUUGUGCUGACUUCGAUAGAGUAUUCACCAUUGGAUCAGGUGCAGAGACUAAAACUUGAAAAUUGUUAUUUUAAUGUAUAACAAGUAUUGUGAGUGAUGAAUUGACAGUAACCGCUGAAAAUGUUCAAAUUUGGACACAGUAAAGUCUGUACUUAAACAGAGAGGAUCAUCUAGCCAGAGCUUAAAGUGAUUAGGAGUAUUACUUCUCCGCCCUUGAUAGAAUAACAGUUCAUUGCAAGGCUACAGUAUACCCCCAGCAUUUGACCAGGCUUCCCUGACUAUUUGCAGGUACACAUUUAUACUCCUGGGUGGAGAGAGGCAUUUUGAAACUAAUUAAAAGUGUCUUGUCAAAGAACAUAAUAAAUUAGGACAUUGAUACAUUAAUUGGAGGCUUCUCUUGUAGUUUCCCAGUCUUCCAUACUUCAAGACUUAAUUAAAUCCAUAUGAAAUCAAUUCUUUUACUUUAAAUUUGAAGUUUUCCGUGCUGAGGACAGCAAUACACACAGGCACCUGACAGAAUUUAUUGGUCUUGAUAUUGAGAUGACUUUUAUGGAGCAUUAUCAUGAGGUAACUCAGCCUAAAAAUGUGCUAAUUAUGAUAAUAUGUAAGGUGUGCUUCACUGAAUGUUCUUCAGUGAAUUUCCUCAAUCAUUUCUCUGCAAAUAAGAUCCCAGUCUGACAGUAAGCAGAAAUAAUCUUCUGAUCCGCAUUUCCUUUACUUCAGGUGAUUGACAUGAUUGGUCGCACCUUUGUCCAUAUCUUCAAAGGAUUGCGUGACAGGUGACAAUUUAUGUGCUGUACCCAUAAAGUGUGAGAGAUGGUCUGAGAGUUAGGCUAUUACCAGUUGGUUACUGCUUAAAAAAAGACAAAUUGUCUCAACUGAUACUCCUCUAAGCAGACAGCUCUCCUUACAACUUAAAUUUCCUUUGGAAAAGGAUUAUGAGAUCCUUUUUUUUUUUUUUCAAUGAAAACCAUAUUUGUAUAAAAGUUAUCUCAAUAUAGAUGGUUGUUAAAACCCUUUUUAAAAAACCCAUACCAACACUGCAUUUCCACUUUCCUGGAAGUAGAUUUUCUCUUACAUGGUGAGGAAUACUUUCCAGGAAUACAGUUACAGCAUUUUUUGAGGUUAUAGCUCCAGUAAAUGAAUAUCCUAAAUAAAAUCCCAUUAACUUCUGGCUAUGGCUCAAAUCCAUCAACUUCACUUCCCUGUCUGCUGCAGUGAAUCGAUAACAGUUCUGUAAUCCACUUUGUUGUCAUUGUUUUUGUUGUUGUUGUUGUGUUGACUAAACACAUGUGGUUAUCCUUAAAAAUACAAGUUUGCUGGGAAAGUUUUCAUAAGAUCAAGAAACCAUCCCCCCUCCCCCUGCAGGUCCUGCCUACAAGGACCUUGUUUUUUACUUAAUAUUGUGAAGAAAACCACAACUAUUUGUGCUGUUUAUUUUUCUUACUUAAUCGGCAGUUUGAUUGUUCUGAUACUAUACUUUAUAUUGCUUUUUCCCUUCAGAUAUGCUGAAGAUAUUGCAAAAGUACAAAAACAAUACCCAAGUGAACCUUUUAAAUUUCUGGAACCAAGGUUUGUUUUGGCCUUUCUUACAACUCCUUUUGCUGAAAUUAAGGAAAGAUGGCCAUACUUGUUGAAGUACAGUGCAUGCCAAUAUUUUGAAUGGAGAGAGAAGAAGCAAAAAAAUGUUGUCUAUCAGAAAAAUAUAUUUUAACUUUCCUUGAGUAUUGACUAAAAAGUACAACUGAUUUGUAAUGCAGAAACUCCUAAUUUUUCAGUUAUGUACAUUUAGGAAAAAAACAAGUUGAAGUUUUUGGCUCCAUGUUUUUGUCAUUGUUGUGAACAUAAAUUUACCCAAGGGCACCACCAUUCAUGCUGGCAUUUUUUUUUGUUUAUUCAGUUUGGUGUUGAACUAUUGUGAAGGAGUUGACAUGCUGAGGGAAGCUGGAAUAGACAUGAAUUAUGAUGAAGAUCUGAGGUAUGUAAAGGGGUAACUAUUUUUUUCUAUCUCUUAAGUAGGGAAGCAAGCUUUAUGGAGUUGAUUUUUAUUGUUUGGGUCUAGUUGGUUUUACUAUUUGUCUGUAUUUGUGAGUGUGAUAUGCCUAGUUCUCUGUUCAUUUGUCUGUCCAUUUUUCUGUCAGUCUGUAUGUCCAUCUGUCUGUCUGUAUGUCUGUCUAUCUGUUGGUCUAUCAUCUGUCUGUCUGUCUGUUUGUAUGUCUGCAUAUCGAUCUGUCUGUAUGUCUGUUCAUCUGUCAGUCUGUUGGUCUGUCUGUCUCUGUCUGUAUGUCUGCAUAUUGAUCUGUCUGUAUGUCUGUCCAUCUGCCCAUCUGUCAGUCUGUCUGUAUAUAUGCCUGUUUGUAUGUCUACAUAUUGAUCUGUCUGUAUGUCUGUUCAUCCCUCAGUCUGUUGGUCUAUUUGUCUGUCUCUGUCUGUAUAUUUGUCUGUUUGUAUGUCUGCAUAUUGAUAUGUCUGUAUGUCUGUCUGUCUCUCUGUCUGUCUGUCAGUCUGUCUGUCUCUCUGUCUGUGUCUGCCUAUCUAUCAUCUGUCUGUCUGUUUGUAUGUCUAUCUGUAUGGUUAUCCAUUUGUAUGUUUGUCUAAGUAUCCUUCUGUCUUUCUUUCUGUCAGUAAUGAUGUCUGUCAGUUUGUUUAUAAUUGAACUUGUUUGUUUUUUCAUAGCACUCCAAAUGAGAAAUUGUUGGGAAAACUUGUCAAGCAGAAAUAUGACACAGACUUCUUCAUUUUGGACAAGUAUCCACUGUGUGUCCGUCCAUUCUACACUAUGCCAGACCCACACAAUCCUGUGAGUGAGUGAGUGUGCUGGCAUAAACGCACAAAAGAAAUAACAAUUAGAAAACAGUAUAUGUUUUUAUAUACGACGAAGUUUGUUUUGGUAUUUCCGGCUUUUUUGCCUUAUUUUUCUUUGUUUAUUUUUGUUUUGUUCCUUUGUUGUUUGUUUUCCCCCUUUCUAUUAUUUUGUGUUUGCCUUUUAAAUUGAUAGUCAGAAGUCAAAGCUCUUACUUUAAAACAAAAACGACUCUGUGACAGUACAGCUGAAAUUUUGCCCACCUUUAUGAGAACCUGUUGGAAUUCCAAACCCUGUGUUUUCUUGUCCUCGCAGAAGUUCCUCUCUUAUCGCAGUUCCAUGGGUUUUUGCUGUCCACUGACCGUGAAAUUGAACUUAAAUACUUAGCCAAACUUGUAGGCGCCGUCAAUUGCUGAUCAAUAGAAUGGCUUUCAUUUGGGUUUUGUGAAACUCAAGCCAUUGCUGAUCAUCAAGUUUGUCGGCUUGUUUUGUGUCGUAGUAAAAGUUUGCUAACUACAGUAAAACACAACAUAACAGCAGUACAACAUAGCAUUUUCAAAUAAGCACAUCUUUUUUUUAUAUAAAACAGGAAUGGAGUAAUUCAUACGACAUGUUCAUGCGCGGAGAGGAGGUUCUCAGUGGAGCACAGCGAAUACACGACUCCGACCUGUUGGCAGAGAGAGCCAAGCUUCAUGAAAUAGGUUAGCUACUUUUUGGUCUAUAGAUCAGUAUAUUGUCAAAGCUGUAGCCUACAUUUGAGUUGGUCAAAAGCUAACAAGAUGGAGUCUUAAGACUAUAAUGUGGAAGGGGUUCUCAGAAGCCAAUGGCUCGUACUCCCCUAAGCAAUUACAUGGUCAUGUAAAAAUUUAACUUUAUUCCUCUUGUUCAGAUUUGGAGAAGAUCAAGGCCUACAUUGACUCAUUUCGUUAUGGUGCACCACCUCACGGCGGUGGAGGAAUAGGUAAGCUCCUCUAAUAACUUGAUUUCCAACAUUUCUUUUUUUUUAUGUAAGUGCCUUUUUUUCACUUUUAUGCUCGCUCGGAGCGAUGCGUUCUCAGUUAUCUUGUUAAAGUUUCCUUUGAUCGCCCCAGUUCUCUCCCGACUACAUUGACUUUAUGGUAAGUUCUUUGUCAUUUCUGUAAUGACUGCGUGGUAAUAUUGUCUCAAAUUUCUUGGAUAGGUCUCUCUUUGUCCUAAUGAUUUUACACAAAUUUUUGUAGGUCCAGCUUUUUCAAUAACACUUAUGUUCUGACUUUGGACUCUGAAUUCAGCAAGUCUCUUUUUUUUUCACUGAAAAGUCUCAAAGUGAUUUUGAUUUAAUCAGAAGCUGUUAUUUUUGGGCUCAUUUGACUUUGACUGCGCCAUAAUUUUGAAGAUAUUCAAGCACGAGGAGACCAGAUGCGAGAAAUCGCCCUUUAGUUCACCUCAAAUUGUGUUUCGUUUCUAACGCUUACCCUCUCUCUCCCCUCCCAGGCCUUGAGCGAGUAGUCAUGCUGUACCUGGAUAUUCAUAAUGUCCGAAAGAGUUCCAUGUUCCCACGUGACCCAAAGCGUGUCACUCCAUGAGAGGAAGAGCUAAACCAUAGGGAGAAAGCCAAUCAAAUUUCCGCUUCACUGAUGCUACUUAAUGAGAAUGCAACCUUAAAGAAAAUUCUAUUUUACCUCAUGAUAAUUCUAUUUUACUUUAAUGAUAAUUCUGUUUUCACGAAAUGUAAUACACAAGAAAUGCUGCUGAAUCUAAGCUAUUAUGAAUUGAUUGGUUUAACUAGGAAUUUAAUUUUGAUAACUUGACUCUGAAGUUUUUAACUUGCGAUCAGGCGUGAUUGUAGGUUAUGGAAUACAUCACUUUUCAAUGCUUGUUUGUCUUUGGUGCCAUAAAUUUGCUGGUAGUUUGUCCAGACUUUGUUAAUCGAAGUCCAUCUGCUUAAUUUUUUUGUAUGUGUACAUCUGAAGAGGUAUUCACUACGCGGCGAGCGAAUUUUUCCAACCUUAUCUAAGAAUAAAGAGGGGUUUUUGUUCUCCGGGUACAUCGCAGGAUUUGUUGUUACGACCAGCACCGGUAUAGUUGUGUCCAAACAGGUCGGCCAGCGAUCUCUUUCUCGAACUGUACUGAGAAUGUAUUUUCUCAAACAUGAAUAAACUGUACCCCUAAACGAUGGGAAAUUGAGCUCAGUUGCCCAAGUGGCGUCCGGGUAUCUUCUAACUUUGUUUCUAUGCGGGGAUUUUGCUUUUGUACCCUGAUCUUCAAUCCAAAAAGGUGCGAAUUCUCUUACAUAUAGGGUUUUUCAGGCGUGCGG
Molecule: messenger RNA, 17523 nt
Organism: Pocillopora meandrina
Lineage: Eukaryota; Metazoa; Cnidaria; Anthozoa; Scleractinia; Pocilloporidae
Source: the annotation of a GenBank genome assembly